Messenger RNA from Perkinsus marinus ATCC 50983, 1929 nucleotides. RefSeq lists its product as hypothetical. Lineage: Eukaryota; Perkinsozoa; Perkinsida; Perkinsidae. The transcript is spliced from 3 exons. The record is from RefSeq and is a predicted model, not a curated record. The coding region runs from base 1 to 1929 and encodes 642 amino acids.
AUGUGCAGGAUUGUAGAGGACCACACUCACGCCGAGGACACUCAAGAAAAGCCAAAACAACCUCCUCAAGCAGCGGUGGCCGCAGAAAUGAUCCUUCCGGAUACUAUGAGAGCAUUUACUGAGACUAUGCAGGCGGUCAUCCAAGAGAUCAAAGGGUUGAAGACGACCUUCCCGGGCGAUGCCCAAGGAAAGGGGAAGGGGCUGCCUGAAGGUCUCACAGUGCAGCCUGUGGAUGGGUGUCAGUUGCUGACCGUAGACAAGUCCGAAUUUGCCAUUGUCGGCACCGUUAAUCUUGAUUUCUUUGUGUAUGAGUCUGCGGAGGCGGCGACAGCCUCUUAUUUGGCCCGUCGCCAGGAUUCUCCCAAGGGACUCCGAUGUGACCCACCGUUUGUCUUUGUGGAGGCUACGUGUCCGUCCAGCGGUCUAUUGGAUGGCCUGUUGGGUGAACUGUAUCGUACUGCGAAGCCUUCUCCGAUACGUAAUUUGCCGCUGUCGGGGACUAUAGAUCGGGGCUCGGCCCAAGGGUCCCACGGGCCGACCACGCCUCCUAGAGCUGCUGGGGAUUCGGCCUGCUCCAAGGAUGGUGCUACCUCGUUUUCUUCGCCAGAGUCUACUGUCGUCUCUGGGGACGUAUGGAAGGAUACGGUCGAAAGUUUCCGCCAGGUUCUAGAGGAAGAGGUGAGCCCCUCGGCCUUCGUGUUCGUAGUCCCACCUGAAGUUGCGACCGCUGUCUCCAGCCUGUUGGAAGAGAUUGGAGCUUGGGAGCAAGCCCGUAUGUUCCCUGUAGAAGGUCUACUGGCCUGUAUGAGUUCGACAACUCCUACGGUGAGAUCGGUAGUCAACGACCAGCUCCUCGAGAAAGAAAAUGACGGUUUGGAGAAGCGUUCGUUGGAGGUGCGUUCUUCCGAAGAUCGUCCUGUGGCUUCGAUUAUCUCGCCUAGAAGACGUUCUUCCAAGGAUUUUGACUGGAGCACUGAUCAAGUUCUGCAACGAGCUGGGGUUCCUCACCCUGGCUGGGGUGAUGCUUUGAAACCUCGGCCCGAUGUACGGUUUAAUGAUGUAGUCGCACGCUCUUCGGCCCGGUCUGGUCGUGGAGACGUGUGGUGGUUAUACGACGACGAUAUUAAGGUCACGGAUCCUACCGAGCUUGAAGACCUUAAGGAUUUCUGGAAGGGUUUCCCAUCUGCCUGUAGAGGUCUCGCUGAAGACGCUGAGUUGGUGAUCGACCACCCUUUAUGUGCCGGCCAGAUCCCCGCUUGGGACUGGGAUGUCUCUGGCAAGAUGCUUUUCCUUAGUGAGCUACUUGCCGGCCCGAGGGUGUGGAGGAAGGAUGGUGAUAUUUGGCCUGAGCCUUAUUUGGUUGCGGCCAACGGUAUUUUGAGAUGGCUGAGAUCUGCCUCAGUUCCUGCUCUAACCGUCUUCUACCACUGUGGAGGAGGGCACAUAGAUGGCCCGGUAAGAAAUGAUUGCUCAGUAGUGUGUUGCUGUCAGCGUCAUUGCGAGCGAGCUCUACAUCAAGUUCAACGUUUGGCCCGGGUUAUGCCUCUCCGGCCCGAUGGUAUGGUCUUCGUUGCCCGUUCUCUUCGUGCUUUUCUGCCCGUGAUGAAGGAUGAGCUUGGUCGUGAUAGUGGUCUUCGUAAGCCUGAAGCCCUAGUCCAGCACAUCUACAAGUACGAGGCCGUUCGCGCAAGAGAGGGAGUACAGCCAUUCCCUAACGAAAAAGCCUUCCCUUGGCCCGAGGUUUACUCUGACAUCAAGCCUGACGAAUGGUUUUAUGCACCUGAGAUUGACGACGCCCGCCGCCAGCUGCGUCGUGAACAGUUGGCUGGCCCGUAUUCGUUGAACUCCUGGUGGAGGUGGGAUCCUAAGAUCGAGCUCGAGGACGUGUCCAAUUGGGUUUUGAAUCGCUAUAAGUCUGUCGGCCCUUAG